Messenger RNA from Gossypium raimondii (Peruvian cotton), 1055 nucleotides. RefSeq names its product NEDD8-conjugating enzyme Ubc12. Gene Ontology annotation, biological process: protein neddylation. Gene Ontology annotation, cellular component: nucleus. The record is from RefSeq and is a predicted model, not a curated record. Gene Ontology annotation, molecular function: NEDD8 transferase activity. Lineage: Eukaryota; Viridiplantae; Streptophyta; Magnoliopsida; Malvales; Malvaceae. Bases 181 to 732 code for a protein of 183 amino acids. The transcript is spliced from 5 exons.
CUAUUUUCUGUUACAUUGUUAUUUGCGGCAGCCAUUCACUGCCAUUGAUUUGAAAUUUGUUUAUAUCGCUGCGCCACCGCUAUUUGGACCCCUGAUUUUGAUUGAUAUUAUUUUGAUUCCAUUACUAAAUUCUGAUUAAUGGGUUCUUUUAAAAGUUUUUAACAUCUAUUAGCAGGAGCUAUGAUUCGAUUGUUUAAAGUAAAAGAAAAGCAGAGAGAAACUGCUGAAAAUGCAAAGGAUGAAGCCGUCAGGAGAAAGCAAACUGCGGGCGAGUUGCGUUUACACAAAGACAUUUCUGAGCUAAACCUACCCCAAUCCUGUGGCAUAACAUUUCCUAAUGGAAAGGAUGACCUGAUGAACUUCGAGGUUUCGAUUCGACCUGAUGAAGGAUAUUAUCACGGUGGCACAUUUUUGUUCUCCUUCAAGGUUUCUCCCAUCUAUCCACAUGAGGCACCCAAAGUUAAGUGCAAGACAACGAUCUACCAUCCAAAUAUUGACUUGGAAGGAAAUGUUUGCCUUAACAUCUUACGUGAAGACUGGAAGCCCGUGCUCAAUAUAAACACAAUAAUCUAUGGACUAUAUCAUCUGUUUACGGAACCAAAUUACGAGGAUCCUCUAAAUCAUGAUGCUGCUCAAGUGUUGAGGGAUGAUCCAAAGUUGUUCGAGUCUAACGUGAGAUGGGCUAUGAAGGGUUGCCAUAUCGGAGACACCUUUUACUCACAGUGUAUCUAGCUUUUGCGAGUUUAACGUAUGUGGCUGAGGGCUUUAGAAUGUGACAUUCACCGUAAGCUCAUACUAAUAUGAUGUCGUUGCUGUUUGCUUUGGUGUAGCAGGAAACCGCAUGUGCUUGUUCUAUAUGGAAUUGGACUUCAUCUUUGCAGCUCUCCUUUUAAUUACAAUAUUUGAAAAACCAUUACUUAUAGCUUUGUAAUUGUGUAUCUUUGCCCUGCACCCCUACCUUUCUUUGAAAAUACCCAAGAUUCGUGUGAUUUUCACACAAGGGCUUCUCUGCUUCUAUAUUAUAAUAACUUGCUUCCUUCUUUGUUUCAACACAA